AUGGCGAACAACGCAAAGGAACUCGAACGAUUACGGAACUUAGUCAAAGAGCUUGAAGAACGAGAAGUCAAACUCGAAGGCGAACUUCUCGAAUACUACGGAUUAAAGGAACAGGAAUCCGAUAUCGUUGAAUUACAAAGACAAUUAAAAAUCAAAACAGUCGAGAUCGAUAUGUUGAACAUUACAAUCAAUUCGUUACAAACCGAGAGAAAAAAGCUUCAAGAAGAAGUCGUUAAUGGAGCUAAUUAUAAAAAGGAAUUAGAUGCAGCCAGGAAUAAAAUCAAGGAGCUUCAAAGGCAGUUUCAACUCGAGGCGAAUCAAACGAAAGGGCAAUUGUUGUUAUUGAAACAACAAGUUGGAAUUCUUCAAACGAAAGAACAAGAUGCAUUCAAGAAGGAUACUGAUAUUGAGAGAAAGUUUGAAAAGCUUGAAGGAAUUAGAACUGAAUCCAGAGUUGCAGUGCUUUCAAGCACAACCGAGACAGAAAUGGUGGCGAGGGUGAAAGAGGAAGUGAACAAAUUAGCACACACAAAUGAAGAUCUGUUGAAACAAGUCGAAGGACUCCAAAUGAACAGAUUCAGCGAAGUUGAAGAACUCGUGUACCUCCGAUGGGUUAACGCAUGUCUGCGAUUCGAGCUUCGAAACUACGAAACACCUUCAGGAAAAACAUCAGCUCGCGAUCUCAACAAAAAUUUAAGCCCUAGAUCUCAAGAAAAAGCCAAACAGUUAAUGUUAGAGUACGCAGGAUCAGAACGCGGGCAAGGAGGCGACACAGAUCUCGAAAGCAACUUCUCUCAACCAUCAUCUCCAGGAUCCGAAGAUUUCGAUACGGCUUCCAUUGAUAGUUCCAUGAGUCGAUACAGUAGUUUCAGUAAAAAGCCAAGCUUGAUUCAAAAACUUAAAAAAUGGGGGAAAUCGAAAGAUGAUUCGAAUUAUUCUAGCGCUCUCACUUCACCUGCAAGGUCGUUUACCGGUGGAUCUCCUAGGGUUAGCGUUAGUCAGAAACCGAGAGGUCCGUUAGAAGCUUUGAUGUUACGAAACGCAGGUGAAUCAGUCGCGAUUACUACUUUCGGUGUAGCUGAUCAGGAUUCCGCUAAUUCUCCAGAAACCCCCAAUAAUGUUGCAUCAUCGUUUCAAUUGAUGUCGAAAUCGGUUGAAGGCGUUUUGGAUGAGAAGUAUCCGGCGUAUAAAGAUCGACAUAAGCUUGCAUUAGAACGCGAGAAGAAAAUCAAGGAAAAAGCCGAUCAAGCGAGAGCUGCUAGGUUUGGUGAUAGUACUACGAGUUUCAAGCCACCGAGUUACAGUACUAAAUCAGUGAGUUUGCCGCCAAAACUUGCUCAAGUGAAAGAGAGAGCAGUGAUUUCUCCUUCUGCUGAUGUCACUUCCGGUGAUCAGUCAACCAUGGGAAAGUCAACGAGCAUGCCACCUGUCAGUAAGAUUCCAUUUGCCGAUAUUGAAAAGAGACCGCCUAGAACUCCACGUCCUCCUCCGAGACGCACCGGAGCCGCUCCUGCCACCACCGCUAAUCCAGUAUCUGCAGGUGGAGGUCCUCCGCCUCCACCUCCUCCACCAGGUGCUCCACCACCACCGCCACCACCUGGCGGCCCACCCCGCCCACCUCCUCCACCGGGAACCCUAGCUAGAGGAGCCGGUGGCGGUGAUAAAGUUCAUAGAGCUCCAGAGUUGGUUGAAUUUUACCAAAGUUUGAUGAAACGUGAAGCUAAAAAAGAUACGUCAAUCAUAUCUUCAUCUGCAUCAAACACAGCGGAUGCAAGAAGUAACAUGAUCGGAGAGAUUGAAAACCGGUCAACUUUCCUGUUAGCUGUAAAAGCUGACGUGGAAACUCAAGGUGAUUUUGUCGAGUCACUUGCAUCUGAAGUCCGAGCUGCUUCUUUUACACAUGUAGAAGAUUUGGUGACUUUCGUGAACUGGCUUGAUGAAGAACUCUCAUUUUUGGUUGAUGAACGGGCAGUCUUGAAGCAUUUUGAUUGGCCAGAAGGAAAAGCAGACGCAUUUAGAGAAGCAGCCUUUGAAUAUCAAGAUCUAAUGAAACUCGAAAAACAAGUCUCUAAUUUUGUCGAUGAUCCAAGUGUCCCAUGUGAACCCGCUUUGAAGAAAAUGUACAAGUUGCUAGAAAAAGUGGAGAACAGUGUUUAUGCAUUACUAAGGACAAGAGACAUGGCUAUGUCGAGAUAUAAAGAAUUCGGGAUUCCAAUCAAUUGGUUACAAGAUUCCGGAGUUGUAGGCAAGAUCAAGCUUUCGUCUGUGCAAUUGGCUAGAAAAUACAUGAAGCGGGUUGCAUCUGAACUUGAUGCGUUGGAUGGACCCGAGAAAGAACCAAACAGAGAGUUUUUGGUGCUUCAGGGUGUGCGAUUUGCUUUUCGUGUUCAUCAGUUUGCAGGAGGGUUUGAUUCAGAGAGUAUGAAGGCAUUUGAAGAACUAAGAAGCCGAAUGAACAAACAAACAACAGAAGAAAAUACGCCUGAAGCUUGAGUGUUACAUGAUUUUUUAUUCCUUUUUCUUUUUCCAUGUUUAUAUAUUUUGUAUUUUAGUUUGUUUAUGUUACUGCCUCCAUGCAGAUAAAUAUACCUUAUAUUGAAUUAUAUUAUACAACCAAUAGGUCAAAUUCAAAUGACAAGAU
Molecule: messenger RNA, 2641 nt
Organism: Lactuca virosa
Lineage: Eukaryota; Viridiplantae; Streptophyta; Magnoliopsida; Asterales; Asteraceae
Source: the annotation of a GenBank genome assembly